GUCCGCGAUUGGCUUCGCCGAGGCGGGAUCCUUGAGCUUCUCCGGCGGUGAGGGGAUCGCUGGUUACCAGAAGGGCUUCUUUGCAAGGCCAGUGGUUUCUGUCAGAUUUUCGCCGGUCACCACUGCUGAAUAUGAGACGAUCUGCAGCACCAAGUCAGUUGCAGGGGAAUUCCUUCAAAAAACCAAAAUUUAUACCUCCAGGAAGAAGUAAUCCAGGUCUGAAUGAAGAGAUUACAAAACUGAAUCCAGAUAUAAAAUUAUUUGAGGGUGCUGCAAAUAAUAACACCUUUCUCCCAUCACAAAAUGAUCCUAGAAUAUGCAGUUUAAAUCUGCCUAGUGAAGAAAGUACUAGAGAAAUUAAUUACAGAGAUAAUCGCAGUGGAAAAUAUUGUUUUGAAGCACCUACACUGGCAACAUUAGAUCCACCUCAUACAGUUCAUUCGGCUUCUAAAGAAGUAGCAGUGUCCAAGGAACAAGAAGAGAAAUCUGAUAGCCUAGUUAAAUAUUUCAGUGUUGUUUGGUGUAAGCCUUCAAAGAAAAAACAUAAAAAGUGGGAAGGUGAUGCUGUUCUUAUUGUAAAAGGAAAGUCAUUUAUAUUAAAGAAUUUGGAAGGCAAAGACAUUGGAAGAGGCAUUGGUUAUAAAUUCAAAGAGCUUGAAAAGAUUGAAGAGGGCCAAACACUGAUGAUUUGUGGAAAAGAAAUUGAAGUCAUGGGUAUAAUCUCUCCAGAUGACUUCACCAGUGGCAGGUGUUUUCAGCUUGGAGGAGGAAGUACUGCUAUCUCGCGUUCUUCUCAGGUUGCCAGGAAAUGUUUCUCUAACCCUUUCAAAAGUGUUUGUAAACCAAGUUCAAAGGAAAAUAGACAGAAUGAUUUCCAAAAUUGCAAACCACGCCAUGACCCAUAUACGCCAAAUUCCCUCGUUAUGCCACGACCAGAUAAGAAUCACCAGUGGGUAUUCAAUAAGAACUGUUUCCCUCUUGUGGAUGUAGUGAUUGAUCCUUACCUUGUAUAUCAUCUUCGACCACAUCAGAAAGAAGGAAUCAUAUUCCUUUAUGAAUGUGUAAUGGGAAUGAGAAUGAAUGGCAGAUGUGGAGCUAUUCUUGCUGAUGAAAUGGGUUUAGGGAAAACAUUGCAAUGUAUUUCGCUAAUCUGGACCCUGCAGUGUCAGGGACCCUAUGGAGGCAAGCCAGUAAUAAAGAAGACACUAAUUGUCACACCUGGAAGCUUGGUGAAUAAUUGGAAGAAAGAAUUUCAAAAAUGGCUAGGAAGUGAAAGGAUCAAGAUAUUUACUGUUGAUCAGGACCACAAAGUUGAAGAAUUCAUCAAGUCUAUAUUUUAUUCUGUUCUUAUUAUCAGUUAUGAAAUGUUACUUCGUUCCCUGGAUCAAAUUAAGAAUAUAAAAUUUGAUCUUCUAAUCUGUGAUGAGGGGCAUCGUUUGAAGAACAGUGCCAUUAAGACAACUACAGCCCUCAUUAGCCUUUCUUGUGAGAAAAGAAUAAUUCUAACUGGUACUCCAAUUCAGAAUGAUCUGCAAGAAUUUUUUGCAUUAAUUGAUUUUGUAAAUCCAGGAAUAUUAGGCUCUUUGUCAUCUUAUAGGAAAAUAUAUGAAGAACCUAUCAUUUUAUCAAGAGAACCUUCUGCUUCUGAGGAAGAAAAGGAGUUAGGGGAAAGAAGAGCAGCUGAACUUACUUGCCUCACUGGACUCUUUAUCCUUAGAAGAACCCAGGAAAUUAUAAAUAAAUAUCUCCCACCUAAAAUAGAGAAUGUCGUCUUUUGCCGACCAGGAGCACUACAGAUUGAGCUUUAUCGAAAGCUGUUAAAUUCUCAGGUUGUCAGGUUCUGCCUUCAAGGGUUGUUGGAAAAUAGUCCCCAUCUAAUAUGUAUAGGAGCUCUUAAAAAACUGUGCAAUCACCCCUGCCUUUUGUUCAACUCUAUAAAGGAAAAAGAAUGUAGCUCAACUUGUGAUAAAAAUGAAGAAAAGAGUCUAUACAAAGGCUUGCUAAGUGUGUUUCCUGCUGACUACAACCCUCUCCUGUUUACUGAAAAGGAGUCAGGAAAACUACAGGUGUUGUCCAAGCUCUUAGCGGUUAUCCACGAACUUCGACCUACUGAAAAGGUGGUGUUGGUAUCCAACUAUACACAAACCUUGAACAUUUUACAAGAAGUAUGUAAGCGUCAUGGAUAUGCUUAUACAAGACUUGAUGGACAAACACCAAUCUCUCAAAGGCAGCAGAUUGUUGAUGGCUUUAACAGUCAACACUCUUCUGUUUUUAUUUUUUUGUUAAGUUCAAAAGCUGGUGGUGUAGGACUUAACCUCAUUGGAGGAUCUCACUUAAUUCUCUAUGACAUUGAUUGGAAUCCAGCCACUGAUAUUCAGGCAAUGUCUAGAGUAUGGAGAGAUGGUCAGAAAUAUCCUGUACAUAUUUACAGACUCCUAACUACAGGUACAAUAGAAGAAAAGAUCUAUCAAAGGCAGAUCAGUAAGCAAGGUCUUUGUGGGGCAGUUGUCGACCUCACCAAGACAUCUGAACAUAUUCAGUUUUCAGUAGAAGAACUUAAAAAUUUGUUCACAUUACAUGAAAGUUCAGAUUGUGUUACUCAUGACCUGCUUGACUGUGAGUGUGCAGGAGAGGAAGUUCAUACAGGUGAUUCGUUGGAAAAAUUCAUUGUCUCUAGAGAUUGUCAGCUUGGUCCACAUCACCAGAAAUCUAACUCCCUGAAACCUCUUUCUAUGUCCCAGCUGAAGCAAUGGAAACAUUUUCCUGGAGAUCAUUUAAAUCUUACAGAUCCUUUUCUUGAAAGAAUAACAGAAAAUGUGUCAUUCAUUUUUCAGAAUAUAACCACUCAAGCUACUGGCACACAAUGAAACAUUACUUCUGACAUUCCAUUGCUCUUCUUUUGAAAAUUAGUAUGGUAAUUAAAUGUACUUUUUGAAAAUUAAUAGAAUUAUUUAAAUUACAGUGUAUGUUGCAAAAUAUAUCACAUUUGAUACAAUAGUCAAAAUUGUUUGAGUGGUUUAAUUUUUUGUAAAUAUUAAAUGUUUAAAUGAAAAAUUAAAGAUGUGCUUCUAUCAUUGUA
Messenger RNA from Nomascus leucogenys (northern white-cheeked gibbon), 3079 nucleotides. It is a transcript of the gene RAD54B, whose product is annotated as RAD54 homolog B. Gene Ontology annotation, cellular component: nucleus. The record is from RefSeq and is a predicted model, not a curated record. Gene Ontology annotation, biological process: reciprocal meiotic recombination; double-strand break repair via homologous recombination. Gene Ontology annotation, molecular function: DNA translocase activity; ATP-dependent chromatin remodeler activity; ATP binding. NCBI's taxonomy places the organism in Eukaryota, Metazoa, Chordata, Mammalia, Primates, Hylobatidae.